CGUUAUAGUAUGUAUGUUAAGUAGGUAGGUAGGUAGGUAGGUAAGUAAAGUAUGUCGGCCGUUCUCGAGGGUUGGAUGGGAUGGUAGAUUUAGGUAUGUAAAUGCUAAUGGAGGAGAACGGUCCUUUUGGGCGUGGAUGCAGAGUGUGGUUUUGUUGGGUUAUCUACCUACCUACCUAUCUAACCUAUCUAUGUAGUGUAUGCUGAUGGGACAUCCGUACCUUUUCGCACCGGGCCGAGCGGUGUGAAGGAAAAGAAGGGGACAUCAAGGGCCUUUCUUCUGGGGUAAGGGGCGACGGUGAGAAGAUUGGUGCGUACCUAAUGUGGACAUAGAUGAUAGUAGUGCAUCUCUCGGCUAAUGGGCGCCGGGCGGUGGAGUUCUCGUCAUUUCCUGGGAAGUUUGACGAUGGAGAUGGUAAGUGCUAGUAGCAGCUAGUGUAAGUAUGGGGAAGAGGCAAAAAAGACCCUUUUUCUCUUGUUUCUUUUUCCUUCCGGCCACAUGGUUCCUUUACCUCGGAGACUCAUCCGUAGUACGGGGGACUAGGUCGGGGUUGGGUUGGGGCCUGCACUCCGCCUUGCUUCUCCGCUUGCUUUCGACCCUGAUACGAGCCUAUUUGACCGAGUUCCCCAUGGGAUAGUAGUGUAUGGAUUAGGCCGAGAACAUGGCAUGUGGGUAUUAAGAAGCGAAUCCUAAAUGUUUAUGAUAAGCUAUUUUCUUGGUUUGUGUUGUCAGUCGUUAAGGACUAGUGUUCUCGAGCCAACGGAGAUAGAUAAAACUAAGGUAAAUUUAGUUUACGACGCAGGGACAAUUAUGACAACUUUAUCAAUAACUAACCAGUAAAUGAAACGUCAAACCAAAAAAAGAAAAAUAAAACUAUAACCCUAAAAAAUAUACUUUCUACUUGGAGAGUGACAUAUUGUGGGGGUCAAAACACCGCCGUGGGAUACACGACGCGUGUAGCAAAACUCGGGGUGAAUGCAACCUACCUACCUCCCAAACUUUGGCACCUUCGUCCUGGUUCCAGAAAACGUAAUACGCCCAGACUUAAAGACGGAGCUAGUUCGAGCAAGGUUUACAAGGCCGUGACCCCGAGGGGAUAGCUGUCCGGGGCCUAGAGUCUGGGCGUUUUUUUUUUGCGGGUUGUCCUCGUGCUUGGGACGUGGAGACGCUUACUUUGUUCUCAUCUCGUCUGGGGAGUGGAGGUGGGUCCUUCAGCAGUAGAAGAAACCUUGGCUGCGCGGACAAGAGAGAUCUAGGUUAGGUUCAUUAACUGUGCCGUGGUGUUGGGUUAGAUCACACACACACACACACACACACACACACAUAGUGUACACAGACACACCACGCAUCUACAUAAGAAGAUCUUACUCCCCUUGAU
Daldinia vernicosa is the source of this 1378-nucleotide messenger RNA. RefSeq lists its product as uncharacterized. The record is from RefSeq and is a predicted model, not a curated record. NCBI's taxonomy places the organism in Eukaryota, Fungi, Ascomycota, Sordariomycetes, Xylariales, Hypoxylaceae. The coding region runs from base 443 to 637 and encodes 64 amino acids. The transcript has a single exon.